AUGUAUACUGCUGUAAGUCGUCAAGAUGUCCCUGAAAGCUGGUACCUCUGGGGUUGGCAUGCUCUGGCUAUCGCCUAUUGGGUCAAAGUAAAACUAGUCGUAGUGGGCUUCUUCGUCGGCAGCGCAGUAUUCGUCGCCCUACGGUAUGUCUGGCCAAAUAAAUGUUCUACUGGCAUUGUACACGACUCACCCACUAUUGUGUACGACCGCCCGCCUCCAUCAUUUGCUCACGAUCAUGUACCAUAUUCUCUCGACCAUUCGCCCCACUUCGAUCAUUCCUUUAGUAGUUCAGAUUCAGUUGAUCCUUACUCUGGCUACGCCGGUUCGUAUUCAGAAGAUAUAACUGCUACUGCAGAAGUGGUACCGCCAACAGGGCCAGGUACACAUCGACUUGGGCGACGAAGUACGUCACAGCAGCGGCAACAAACAGAGCGACCAAUGAAAAUGGAGGAAAGGAUUGCAGAAUUAAUGUUUGAGUUUUUGGGCUUGGAUUCACAAGCUUGUCGCCGACGCUUUAUUUGUGAAAUGGAGUUCCGUUCCCGUUUGAAUCCACUCAGCAACAUGGCUUUCCGUAUUGUAGGUCGUGGAUUUUUCGAAAAAUAUCUGAACGCAAGAAAUGAACAUGACCAAGCGCAUUCGUUUACAGAAUGUGCAGCAGUUAAUCCCGAGUGCGUUUUUAUCGAGCAAAACGUGGACGAAGAUAUUACAUCCGCAGGUCAAAAUGGGUUGAAACUACAGAGUGCGGCUGUUGAAACAGCUAAUAAAAUUGAUGGUAGUUCAGUGGAAAGCGAGAACGGAAUGAAUGAAGAAAGUCAAAAUGAAUCGAAUCUGCAAGCCGAACUUCGGCUUAAAAAAACAAUUUAA
This is a messenger RNA of Rhagoletis zephyria (snowberry fruit fly), 864 nucleotides long. RefSeq lists its product as uncharacterized. The record is from RefSeq and is a predicted model, not a curated record. NCBI's taxonomy places the organism in Eukaryota, Metazoa, Arthropoda, Insecta, Diptera, Tephritidae.